GCGGAGGCGAGCUGCACUGCGCCAGCGCCGGCCAGCGGAGCGAGCGAGCGAGCGAGCGAACCGAGCGCCUGGGACGGAGGAGCGAGCGGGCGAGGCGCGGGCGAGGCUGGGACCCAAGCGCGCUCUCUGCUCCGUCCGCCAAGUGGCAACUUCACGCGGACUGGCUGGGCGCGCACCUUCCCGCGGGGCGGUCAGAGGGAAUUUGAGAUUUUAGGGCUGCGCUCUGUCCUCUUCCCCCCCACCUCCCCCCGGGUUCAAAAUCCCCAUUAAAAAAAAAAAAAAAAAAAAAAGCAAAACAACAGUUAACAGCAAACUUGGCUCUCAUCCCGCCGGCCCCCUCAACUCCGGGCACCAUGAAGGCGGCCGUCGAUCUCAAGCCAACUCUCACCAUCAUCAAGACAGAAAAAGUGGAUCUGGAGCUUUUCCCUUCCCCGGACAUGGAAUGUGCAGAUGUCCCUCUGUUAACUCCAAGCAGCAAAGAAAUGAUGUCCCAAGCAUUGAAAGCUACAUUCAGUGGUUUCACAAAAGAACAGCAGCGACUGGGAAUCCCCAAAGACCCCAGGCAGUGGACAGAAACCCAUGUCCGGGAUUGGGUGAUGUGGGCUGUGAAUGAGUUCAGCCUGAAAGGUGUGGACUUCCAGAAGUUCUGUAUGAAUGGAGCAGCGCUGUGUGCCCUGGGUAAAGAAUGCUUCCUUGAGCUGGCUCCAGACUUUGUCGGGGAUAUCCUGUGGGAGCAUCUAGAGAUCCUGCAGAAAGAGGAUGUGAAACCUUAUCAGGUUAAUGGAGUCAACCCUACCUACCCAGAAUCCCGUUACACCUCGGAUUACUUCAUUAGCUAUGGUAUCGAGCAUGCUCAGUGUGUUCCUCCCUCAGAGUUCUCAGAGCCCAGCUUCAUCACAGAGUCCUAUCAGACGCUGCAUCCCAUCAGCUCGGAAGAACUCCUGUCCCUCAAGUACGAGAACGAGUACCCUUCUGUCAUUCUCCGGGACCCUCUCCAGACAGACACCUUACAGACAGACUACUUUGCCAUUAAGCAAGAGGUGUUAACUCCAGACAACAUGUGCAUGGGGAGAGCCAGUCGUGGUAAACUCGGGGGCCAGGACUCUUUUGAGAGCAUAGAGAGCUACGAUAGUUGUGACCGCCUCACUCAGUCCUGGAGCAGCCAAUCAUCCUUCAACAGCCUGCAGCGUGUCCCCUCCUAUGACAGCUUCGACUCUGAGGACUAUCCCGCUGCCCUGCCCAACCACAAGCCCAAGGGCACCUUCAAGGACUAUGUGCGUGACCGUGCUGACCUCAACAAGGACAAGCCUGUCAUUCCUGCUGCUGCCCUGGCUGGCUACACAGGAAGUGGGCCGAUCCAGCUGUGGCAGUUUCUUCUGGAAUUACUCACUGAUAAGUCUUGUCAGUCUUUUAUCAGCUGGACAGGAGAUGGCUGGGAAUUCAAGCUUUCUGACCCAGAUGAGGUGGCCAGGAGAUGGGGAAAGAGGAAAAACAAACCUAAGAUGAAUUAUGAGAAACUGAGCCGUGGCCUUCGUUACUAUUAUGACAAAAAUAUCAUCCACAAGACGGCGGGUAAGCGCUACGUGUACCGCUUUGUCUGUGACCUGCAGAGCCUGCUGGGAUACACUCCUGAGGAGCUGCAUGCUAUGCUGGAUGUAAAGCCAGAUGCUGACGAGUAACGGACACGGACACGGAAGGGGCUGGGGAAACCCUACUGAGACCUUUCAAAGAACAACUGUGUUGGUUGGACUCUUCGUUUUUAAUUGUUAUUCUAUGUUUAUUUUCCAGAACUCAUUUUUCACAUUCAGGGGUGGGAGCUAAGGGAGCUGCAGCUAUAAUCCCAUUGGCCAUUGGCAAGGCCUGGAAGAGGAAGUCAGGACCUGUGGGGUGGGUGGGGCAAAAAGUUCCUGAGCGGAUUUUCAGGAGGGAGAAAAAGGUCUUCUCAGAGGCCUUGAUGGACCUGGCUUGCAGAGGAAAAAACUUAUGUGUCCAAUCAUUUCGUUUUUAAUCAAAAGAAAAAAUUCAUCUUGAGUUGUGGAUCUACUAGCGGGAGGAAUUGUCACAUUAAGAGUAGAGACUGAUGCAAGUCAGUCAGUUUGAAGGGUGGGAUGAAAACAGAUUCUUCAGGGGAUUAUUAAACUCAAGAAUUAUUAACCUUUCUACUUUUUGAAACAAAGAUGGACUUUAAUGGAAGGGGUUCAGAACUGUUUUUAUGUUGAAGUUUAUUUUAUUAAAUUUUGUGCCAGUAUUUUUUUUUCUUAAAAAAACAAAAAACAAAAAACAAUCGUCUUAAGCUCUAAGGUGGUCUCAGUAUUGCAGUAUUGUGAGUUUGUUGUUAUUUGCUGGCUGAGGAUUCUGUCACAGUGAAAGGCAACUGUUUAUAUAGACCCCACUGGAAAAUCCAAGCUCUAUACUGAGAUCAGAGACCCCAAACUCUUACAGCUAAAGGAAACGAAUGCUGAUUUGGGGACAGGGGAAUAGUGCACGUGAAUGAAUUCCACCUGCGGUUUGUAAAAAAAAAAAAAAACAAAAAAAAUUUCCUGUCCUUUUACUUACUGUCAGGCUUGGACUUAGUGUUAGGUAAGGGGCAUUGAGUCUUUGCACUGAAUGUAUUUUGCAGCUCUGCUUGGGGAUUGUUGUCAACAUAGGAGCACUGUUAAAGUCUUGGGAAGGAAAUCCAAGGAGAAGGAUUAACCUGGUUUUUGGUUAAAUUGCUACCUGAAACAUAGACGACUCAGAAUAAAAGCUGUUUGCAUGGGCAUUACCCCUUGGGUCUUAAGGCCUAAAUGCAUGCCAUUCCAAACUAACAUUCUACAAUUUCUCCUCUAUGUCUUAAUUUCCCCCCGGCAUCCCUCAUUGCUGCCCCUCCCCCACCUCACUAAUCCGUUAGAGCGGAAUGUAAUGCUUUCUGAUAGGUGAAUGAAAGUGUAAUUUUAGCCAUCAAAACAGAAAUCAAAGCGUACAGACUUGUUAGGGUUCAGAGGCCACAGACAUGAAGAGGGUAUUUCAGUAGUAUGUGGCUUGGCCUCCUUUGGGAAGAGGGUUUCCUUUGAAGAAUUGGCGUUGGUCAGGUAGGAUUUCAGGUGAGGCUGCUCGCAGAGGAAGUGGUAGAACGCAUUGGGACUUAAGCUUGACCUGUUGCUGCCUCAGCAGAGGGCAAGCGAAGGUCAGCUGCAGGUGAGAGGAAGACUUGAUGGAGAAAACACAAGGGAAGGAACUAGGUAAGGAAAACAAGGUGGCCCAUGAUGCUUAGGUAUAGUUUUACUUUCCUCAAAGUUUAAAUUCAAAGAUUUAAUUGAGGCAGCCAGCUGGGAGAGGAGACCUGAAAAUAAGGCAUUGUGGGUAAAAACAAAAUAAGGAAACAUGCCUGGUAUCAUUAGAAUCCCUUCCACUGUAUCCAUGCCUAGUUAAGACAGUGACAGUGGACUUGCAUGGGAGAAAAGAGGCAACUGGUCGAGGUGGGCCCACUCCAGGCUCAUCCUACCUGGUAUCAUCUUCAUGAGAGUUGAUGGCUGACUCCCAGAUUCUCUUGAAGACUCUGAAUUAUUAAGAACAUAACUCUUGUUCAUGGGUGUUCUGUACUGAUUGAUUGGAGCAUUCCCACAAGGAAGCAAAGGCAAGACAUUCCAGCUAUAUAUACUUUGAUCUUACAAAUGCAGGUGCCUUAACGAAGCUCUCAAAAUACUUAGGAGCUGCUCAGGGAGUGUUAGGUGGGAUCAUUGGAGUAUGUUGUUUUCUCUUAUAUUAUGUGAUCUUUGUUGGGCACUGGCAGUGUGUGUGUGUGUGUGUGUGUGUGUGUGUGUGUGUGUGUGUGUGACUGUGUGUGUACCCUGUGUACAUUUGUAUAAAACUGCAGCUGAAACAGUCCUGAUUUUCUACUUAAGUCUGUCCACAUUUCCAUAAUGGUGAAAGAGUAUGGCCGGGGCUGAUAUCAUUCUUUGCUCUUUGCGACAGGGAUUAAAAGAAUCACUUUCCCAAGUCAUAGUCCUCCCCCAUAUUCAGUUCAUACUGAACAUGCCCCUUCUGAGAUCCUACCACCUGCAGUCUUCUAGCAGAUAAGACGUAAGAAAGUGCCUCCCACACUCCUCAGCUUGCUAACUUGCCGAGAUGCCCUUUCUCAUUAGGUCCACCACUUUCAAGAUUUGUAGAUAGUAUAUUAGUCAGACAGCUUUGUUGUCCAUCUGGCCAGAUGCUUUUCCCCAUUUUGUCCAAAGGCCAGAGACCAUCCCAGGAAGAGUGGCGGGUGGUUUAUACACUGGAAAUGUAGCGGCUUUGCUGCAUUGAUGCUCUUUGAAAACACGUUCACUUCAGAGGAAGGAUGAGCAAGUCUGAUCUAGCUGGGUGACUCCAUUAUUUUCCCAGAGAAAUGCUUUAACCUGUGUGGUUGGCUUUGGGCUCAGAGUCGGCGGGGGUAAGGAUGCUCCCUGUGUAGAGCUCUGAUGUUGUGGCCAUGGAGACGGGUAGAAGCAUUCUAGAUCAGAGAUGCUCUUCCUCACUUUGGAGACCAACACUCUGGGUUUUAAAGCAUUAACCUUCAUGGUGAAAUCACACCUUCUCUCUUCUAGCCAUGCUGUGCAUGCUGCUUUCUCUGUUGGGGUCUAUAUAAAUUUGUUGAACUCUUACGUACAUUCCAAAGACGUUUCAAGGAACCACAAGUAUAUGUAUACAAAUACAUAUAUGAAGUAUAUAUGUUAAAAUGAAAUUAUCUCUAUCAGGAAUACUGCCUCAGUUAUUGAAUUUUUUUUAAGGAUAUGUUUGUUUUUUUUUUUUAAGCUGAGAAUUAUUGGGGUGAAAAAGAUGUUAUAUUAUGUUUGACUAUUUUCCAACUUGUAUUUUCAUAUAAUUUAUAUUUUUUAAAUGCUGAAAAUUUAAAAGCAAGAUUUAAAAAGGAAAAGCAGGUGCUUUUUAAAAAUCAGAACUGAGGUAGCUUAGAGAUGUAGCGAUGUAAGUGUCUUAAAUGUUUUGUUUUUUUUUUAAAAACAAAUGCAAAAAAAAAUUCUUAUGGGGGAGUUUUUUGUUUCUUUUAGUAGCUGAUGCUGGCACAUCAUUUUGCUGGAAAGUUUUUUAUAUACUGUAGCCUGAUUUCAUAUUGUAUUUUAAACUGUGUGAAAUUAAAGAAACAAAGAAAUUCAUUCAUAA
Arvicanthis niloticus (Nile rat) is the source of this 5139-nucleotide messenger RNA. The record is from RefSeq and is a predicted model, not a curated record. Lineage: Eukaryota; Metazoa; Chordata; Mammalia; Rodentia; Muridae.